Dendrobium catenatum is the source of this 989-nucleotide messenger RNA. Its product is annotated as E3 ubiquitin-protein ligase RGLG2-like. NCBI's taxonomy places the organism in Eukaryota, Viridiplantae, Streptophyta, Magnoliopsida, Asparagales, Orchidaceae. The transcript has 6 exons. The record is from RefSeq and is a predicted model, not a curated record. Bases 215 to 643 code for a protein of 142 amino acids.
CCUAGGCCUGCAUAGGGGUUGCUUCUCUUGGUCUCCAUGUUGCUUGCCGCUUCAGCUUCCCGUGUUGCGGGGUGAAGUUUUGAAAGAGUUGAAGCUGCUUCGCCCUCUUCGACAACAUCGUUCCUGUUGGAUCGGAAGUCAUAAUGGUAGCUCGCCAUGAAGUGAUUUCCCUUUAUCUAUCAUCCUGGUUGGAGUUGGAGAUGGGCCUUGGGACAUGAUGAAAGAGUUUGAUGACAAUAUUCCGGCAAGAUCUUUUGAUAAUUUCCAGUUUGUGAAUUUCACUGAAAUCGUGUCAAAGAAAAUUGAUCAGAGAAGAAAAUAUAUGGAGUUUGCUCUUGAUGCUCUGAUGGAAAUUCCUUCACAAUACAAUGCAACAUUGGAUCAUGGGAUAUUGGGUCGUAGGAGCGGUAAAUCUCUAAAAAUGGUCGCUCUUCCUCCACCUAUAGGAACUUUCAGUUUAUCAUCCACUGGUUACCAAAAUUUUCAUUCGACCCCUUUCCAACGAAGUGAGCCAUUCCUUCCCUCAUAUGAGCCUCGGUCAAGCACAUCCCCACCUGCUCAGGUUUCCUCAUUUGAUGAUAAGGUGUGUCCAAUAUGCCUAACAAACCCCAAGGAUAUGUCGUUCGGCUGUGGGCAUCAGUAGACGUGCUAGGAUUGUGGACCAAAUCUUCAAACAUGUCCAAUUUGCUGAUGUGAGAUUCAUACGAGAAUAAAGCUCUUUUAACACCAAAAAUCCUGCUUGAAGACAGACCAUUUGUAGAUUUCCAGAGAAAUGUAUUAUAUUGUUAUAUUUCUGUGUUUGGUUGUUUUUUUAUCUGCAAAAAACUCAGAAUUGGAAGAGCCGGUCUUUUGUUAUCUUCUUCCUCAUCAAAUUGCUGGCAUGGAGCAUUGUAACAUAUAAGAUGCACGGAUUAAUUGUUUGGUUCUUUAGUCAAUAAUUUUCUCCAUGAAGAUCACCAUCAAAUUGUAAUUUAUUUUUGUGGAAUAUU